Molecule: messenger RNA, 2280 nt
Organism: Diutina rugosa
Lineage: Eukaryota; Fungi; Ascomycota; Pichiomycetes; Serinales; Debaryomycetaceae
Gene: NPR1
Product: serine/threonine protein kinase
Exons: 1
Coding region: 1-2280 (759 amino acids)
Biological process (GO): intracellular signal transduction; protein phosphorylation
Molecular function (GO): protein serine/threonine kinase activity; ATP binding
Source: RefSeq, a predicted model, not a curated record
AUGAGUGAUCUUGCCUCUCGCAGUCACCGAUCACCGCCGCCUCCGGCGGCCGAUGCGGCGGUAAACGGCGCUCCUAAGGACUCCAAACCGAUAUCGUCGUUGACUCGCCUCCUCAAUGAGUCACUGUCGAAUAUGUCGUCGCCGCCGUUACUGAAGGUGAACUCCGCCGAAGCCGACAAACCCAGCCCCGACCCGGUGUUCCUGAUGCCUGAUGGUCGUCUUGAACCGGCGGGGGAUGGCACCGACCAUUUCGGGCCCGUUGACGGCGGAUUCAGAGGUGGUGCCGCGGUGGCAGCGUCGGCGGCAGCCAUGGAUUACGCCCCAAUGAGUCCCCAAGUACCGUCGACACGGGCGUAUUCAAACCUGGUGCUGUCGCACAACCUGGUUUUUCAACGCCCAGCGCCGUCAGCGUCGCCUCGGAUCAUCAAAAAUAACUCAGUGUCUCACCUGUUCUAUGGGGGCACCGAACUGUUGCUGACACUGAUCCCUUAUCUGGCACCCGGUGGUACCACAACCCAACCGUCAAAGCUCUCGCAAUCGUUGUCCUCUGCUAACACUAGCGAACUGGUGGUGCCGAAUUUGCCCAACGGACAACCAAUCUCGUCAAUCCACAUCUCGUCACCGCAAGUGACGUCGCUGCUGAUUGAUCAGCGAUUCGUCGUGUCGAAACUGCGGCUAGCCCAAUCGUACGGCACUAAUCAGAGGGAGCGAUCCCAACUGGGUGGGUUGUCGUUUUUCUUCGGUUCCAAACCCAAGACUGGGCCGUCGCGUCGAGAGUCGCUGUCCACGGAUCUCGGACUGUUCUACAAUAAUCUGUACUCGGAAAACGCGAUCCUGUGCUCACCGUCGCUGGUGGAAUCGAGUGAGCUGUUCACACCGCUGUCGAGGCACAACUCCAUGGCUAACUUGAAAAGAUUUUUCCGAAAGCCCCUGACGCCGCAACCGGGAUCGCUGCCAUCUAACCUUCUGUCGCUGGUGCGGCUGCCGCCAGGAGUGGCAAUACCUCUGUCUGGUAAUGUGGUUCACGGUUUCGAGCCAUCUCUGUACUCGAAUAAUAUAUCGGUAUUUGGGCUGAACUCACUGGUAUCCCAAUCACCUACCAUGCUGAUGAUGCGUCUGAACUCGAUGCUGACGGCUCAACAAGAGCGUCGGGGAUCCAUCACCGGAUCGACGCCGCAGGCACCGUUCUCGAAGAGAUACUCCAAGAUGGGAGACAACUUGGGCGCAGGCGCCGGGGGUGCAGUGAAAUUGGCCACCAGACUAUCUGACAAAAAAAUAUUCGCCAUUAAAGAGUUUCGGACGAAGCAUCAAAAUGAGACCAAACGUGAUUACGCGAAAAAGAUCACGGGCGAGUAUUGCAUCGGGUCGACAUUAAAACACCCUAAUAUCAUCGAGACGGUAGAGAUUUGUUAUGAAAACGAACGCAUUUUGCAAGUUAUGGAGUACUGUGAUUUUGAUUUGUUCGCCAUCGUCAUGCUGAAUAAGAUGAGUCGUGAAGAGAUCAAUUGCUGCUUCAAGCAGGUGUUGUCCGGAAUCCAAUACAUACACGCCAUGGGGUUGGCUCACAGAGAUUUGAAGUUGGACAACUGUGUUAUUGAUGCUCGAGGUAUUGUCAAAAUCAUAGAUUUCGGAUCAGCCGUGGUGUUUUCGUACCCGUUCACUAAAACCUUAAUUGAAAGUCUGGGCAUCGUGGGCUCUGAUCCGUACUUGGCACCUGAGGUUUGUGUGUUCCACAAGUAUGACCCCCGGCCCGUUGACGUGUGGCUGGCAGCGAUCAUUUAUUGUUGCAUGAUGCUCAAAAAGUUCCCGUGGAAAGUACCAAAACUUUCCGAUAACUCCUUUAAACUUUUCGCCACACGAGAUGAAUCCAUGCCCUUACAGGAGGUAUUGAAGCAAACUCCUGCUGACUAUCCCCAAUCCCCAACGUCUCUCGAAAGUGUCCAAGAAAAUCUUGCAACUGUUAAUUUAGAUAACGCCACGAGCACUGACGGAAAGGCGCAUACUUCGACUGAAACUGGUGCUGGGCGUUUACUCAAUGCUUUACCCGAGGAGUGUCGUCCUUUAAUUGGCCGUAUGGUUGAGCUCCCUCCAGCUUGCCGUAUAUCUAUUGACGAUUGCUUCAAGGAUCCAUGGCUCCUGCUGGUUUCCAUGUGUACCGUUGAAGAGAACACAGAGUUUGGUGAGCCUAGAUAUUAUGUUCAAAGCUGCAGUAACCAUGACCACACCCAAGUGGACCAAUCCAAAGCUCAUAUUGCCGCUUUUGAGAAGAAAAAAAAGUGA